AUGAGGCUAAGUGGCUUCAAGGAUCUUCUAUUCACAGGUGAACAAAUCCCUUCUUACUUUGUACAUUACAAAGGCUGGAAACAAUCUUGGGAUGAAUGGGUUCCUGAAUCUCGUAUGCACAAACUAACCCCUGAUAAUCGUCAGAAGCAGAAAUCUCUAAAGGAAGCCAUCUUGAAGAAGAAACAACCACAAUCAAACACUCAUUCCCAUUCAAUCCCCUCUAAUAAGAGUAAAGGUAGACAAUCUCAACACACUGAUAACCCAAGGAAGCGUGGUAGAGAUACUGAGGAUUCUUCCCUUGAAUCUCAAAAACGUCCUGAAAUUAAACUUGUUAUACCAGAUGAACUUAAGGUUACAUUGGUCGAUGACUGGGAGUUCAUUACAAAGAAUAAUCAACUUAUUCCUCUCCCCCGUACUCCUAGCAUUCAAUCUAUACUAUCAUCCUACAAAUCGCACGCAUCAAAGAAUAUUAAAGUUGCCGCUGGUCAUCAUAAAUCAAAGAAGAUCGCCCUUAUUGAGGAAGUUUUGAAUGGUUUGGAGGUUUAUUUCAAUAGAGCAAUCGCUUCGAACCUUCUCUAUCGCUUUGAGAGACCUCAGUUUGUUAAAGUGAAAAAAGAGGCUGAUGAAAGGCCACAAAACCAUCAACUUAAACAUAUGACUUCUAUUUAUGGCGUUGAGCAUCUACUAAGGCUGAUUGUAAACCUCCCCUCAAUGCUCGCAUACACAUCAAUUGAUGCAGAAAGUGCGACCAUCCUUCAUGAGACAGUACAGAAUUUACUCGACUGGAUUAUCGACAAUAAGAAACAAUUGUUCCUCCCCGAGUACGAGAACUCAAGCCCAAACUACCAAAAUCGUGUCAACGCCGGUAGCUAA
Molecule: messenger RNA, 873 nt
Organism: Wallemia ichthyophaga EXF-994
Lineage: Eukaryota; Fungi; Basidiomycota; Wallemiomycetes; Wallemiales; Wallemiaceae
Product: Chromatin modification-related protein EAF3
Exons: 6
Coding region: 1-873 (290 amino acids)
Biological process (GO): regulation of DNA-templated transcription; chromatin organization
Cellular component (GO): NuA4 histone acetyltransferase complex; Rpd3S complex; nucleus
Source: RefSeq, a predicted model, not a curated record